This is a messenger RNA of Dermochelys coriacea (leatherback sea turtle), 484 nucleotides long. Its product is annotated as histone H4. The record is from RefSeq and is a predicted model, not a curated record. Gene Ontology annotation, cellular component: nucleosome. Gene Ontology annotation, biological process: nucleosome assembly. NCBI's taxonomy places the organism in Eukaryota, Metazoa, Chordata, Testudines, Dermochelyidae. Gene Ontology annotation, molecular function: protein heterodimerization activity; structural constituent of chromatin; DNA binding. The transcript has a single exon. The coding region runs from base 62 to 373 and encodes 103 amino acids.
GCGCCGCAGCGUCGUGCUUGUUCUGAUUUUCUGAAGCCGGUGGCGGGAAGGUCGUAGCAUUAUGUCUGGUCGCGGCAAAGGUGGUAAGGGCUUGGGAAAGGGGGGUGCAAAGCGCCAUCGUAAGGUGCUCCGUGAUAACAUUCAGGGUAUCACGAAGCCGGCUAUUCGUCGUUUGGCGCGCCGCGGUGGCGUAAAGCGUAUUUCCGGCUUGAUCUAUGAAGAAACCCGAGGAGUGCUGAAAGUGUUUUUAGAGAACGUGAUCCGUGAUGCUGUCACUUAUACCGAACAUGCUAAGCGAAAGACUGUGACUGCCAUGGACGUAGUGUAUGCUCUGAAACGCCAGGGUCGCACUCUCUAUGGAUUCGGGGGCUAAGUUUCCAUCCGGCUUUAAAGUUGAAACGUCUUCAAAACCACAAAGGCUCUUUUAAGAGCCACCCACGCUUUCACAGCGAGAGCUUAAUUACUAGUCUGGUGUUGAAACUGC